ACAUAGGGUUGAGAUUGGAAGCAAAUUCCGGUUCUUCUUUGCUUUUCGUUCUUGUUUUUGUUUUGUGAGCUUGCAAUCUCAAUCUUUGUAUUCAAAUUCUUUUGAAAAUGUUUAUUGAGAAAUUUAAGGUUGAGAGUCCUAAUGUUAAGUACUCAGAGGAUGAGAUUCACUCUGUGUAUAACUAUGAAACAACUGAGCUUGUUCAUGAGAACAGAAAUGGUACCUAUCAAUGGAUUGUAAAACCCAAAACAGUCCAAUAUGAAUUCAAGACUGAUGUCCAUGUUCCUAAAUUAGGGGUUAUGCUUGUGGGUUGGGGUGGAAACAAUGGUUCUACUCUCACCGGUGGUGUUAUAGCGAACAGAGAAGGAAUCUCCUGGGCUACCAAAGACAAAGUGCAGCAAGCAAAUUACUUUGGCUCGCUCACUCAAGCUUCAUCAAUUCGAGUUGGGUCUUUUAAUGGAGAAGAGAUUUAUGCUCCAUUCAAGAGCCUUCUCCCCAUGGUGAAUCCAGAUGACAUUGUGUUUGGUGGGUGGGACAUAAGUGACAUGAACUUGGCUGAUGCUAUGGCCAGGGCUAAGGUUCUGGAUAUUGAUCUUCAGAAACAAUUGCGGCCCUACAUGGAAUCUAUGGUUCCACUCCCUGGAAUCUAUGACCCUGAUUUUAUUGCUGCUAAUCAAGGAUCGCGUGCCAACAACGUGAUUAAAGGCACUAAAAAAGAACAGAUGGAACAAAUUGUCAAGGAUAUUAGGGAGUUUAAGGAGAAAACCAAAGUGGAUAAAGUCGUUGUGCUUUGGACUGCCAACACUGAGAGGUACAGUAAUGUUGUUGUGGGGCUAAAUGACACUAUGGAGAGCCUCUUGGCUUCUUUGGAGAGAAAUGAAGCUGAGAUAUCUCCCUCAACCUUGUAUGCUUUGGCUUGUAUCUUUGAAAAUGUUCCUUUCAUUAAUGGAAGCCCACAGAACACUUUUGUUCCUGGGGUUAUUGAUUUGGCUAUUAAGGGGAACAGUUUGAUCGGCGGGGAUGACUUCAAGAGUGGUCAGACCAAGAUGAAAUCCGUACUGGUUGAUUUCCUUGUUGGGGCUGGUAUUAAGCCAACAUCAAUAGUGAGUUACAACCAUUUAGGAAACAAUGAUGGCAUGAACCUUUCAGCACCGCAAACUUUCCGUUCCAAAGAAAUAUCCAAAAGCAAUGUUGUUGAUGACAUGGUCUCUAGCAAUGGUAUCCUCUAUGAACCUGGUGAACAUCCUGACCAUGUUGUGGUCAUCAAGUACGUGCCAUAUGUGGGGGAUAGCAAGAGAGCUAUGGAUGAGUACACUUCAGAGAUUUUCAUGGGUGGCAAAAGCACCAUAGUCCUGCACAACACUUGCGAGGAUUCCCUCUUGGCUGCACCCAUUAUUUUGGAUUUGGUCCUACUUGCUGAACUCAGCACCAGGAUCCAGCUUAAAGCUGAAGGAGAGGGAAAGUUCCAUUCCUUCCAUCCUGUGGCUACCAUUCUCAGCUACCUCACCAAGGCUCCUCUUGUUCCACCAGGCACCCCAGUGGUGAAUGCACUGUCAAAGCAGCGUGCAAUGCUGGAGAACAUAUUGAGAGCUUGUGUUGGUUUGGCUCCUGAGAACAACAUGAUUUUGGAAUACAAGUGAAACAUACAA
Molecule: messenger RNA, 1649 nt
Organism: Ricinus communis (castor bean)
Lineage: Eukaryota; Viridiplantae; Streptophyta; Magnoliopsida; Malpighiales; Euphorbiaceae
Product: inositol-3-phosphate synthase
Biological process (GO): inositol biosynthetic process; phospholipid biosynthetic process
Cellular component (GO): cytoplasm
Molecular function (GO): inositol-3-phosphate synthase activity
Source: RefSeq, marked provisional